UAUUGACUUUGAGCAUAGCUGUGAAGGAGGGAGCAGUAUGUACAAGAUAACCUAGUUGUGUGUAACAUGGCUGUAUCACCAGCUAAGAGUGCUUUAAGAAGUAAAAUAAAAAAUAUCCUUAAAAAUAUUAGCUCAGAAGAGAAAAAAACACAGUCCGCGAAAAUACUUGAAAAGUUACGUGCAUUGAAGCAAUAUCAAGAUAGCAAGAGAAUUUCAGUAUACCUAAGUACUGACGAUGAAAUUGAUACCGUACCAAUUUUAAAAGACAUAUUUGAUAUGAAGAAAGAGGCUUUUGUACCACGAUACCAUGGAAAAAAUAUGGAAAUGGUAAAACUGAAAUCAAUGAAUGAUUAUGAGACACUACCAUUAACAAAGUGGAACAUUAAACAGCCAAGCAUUACCGAGUGCCGUGAAAACGCUUUGGAAACAGGUGGAUUAGAUUUCAUGAUCUUGCCAGGAGUUGCUUUCACAAUAAAUGGAGACCGUUUAGGACAUGGAAUGGGAUAUUAUGAUGAAUAUUUGAGAAAAUAUUUUGAAGCACGAAAUACAAGACCAUAUUUGGUUGCAGUGGGAUUUAAAGAACAAAUACAAGAAAAUAUACCAACUAACGAACAAGAUGUGCCUGUUGACAUUGUACUCAGUGGAUAAUAAAUAAAAUACUAUACAAAUGAAAAGAUAAAAAAGAU
Odontomachus brunneus is the source of this 686-nucleotide messenger RNA. It is a transcript of the gene Mthfs, whose product is annotated as 5-formyltetrahydrofolate cyclo-ligase. The record is from RefSeq and is a predicted model, not a curated record. The coding region runs from base 67 to 648 and encodes 193 amino acids. Gene Ontology annotation, biological process: folic acid-containing compound biosynthetic process; tetrahydrofolate interconversion. Lineage: Eukaryota; Metazoa; Arthropoda; Insecta; Hymenoptera; Formicidae. Gene Ontology annotation, cellular component: mitochondrion. Gene Ontology annotation, molecular function: 5-formyltetrahydrofolate cyclo-ligase activity. The transcript has 4 exons.